UAUAAAUCCGCAAACCCCGCUCAGCCAGCGGAACAGUACGACGAAAAUACCUGGAUGACUGAAGUCGUAUUUUGCCAGCUUGAAAUUUGAUUAUUGAGCGCGUUUUAACGUAUUUCAUCAGUAAGGAGACAGUUCUUUGAAAAUUCACUGGUUUCAUAUUGGCUUGCAGGUAGUUAUGGUGCGAUAUAUCGCGUGUUUCACGUUCCUGGUGGCCUGGUUGUUUGUGGUACCAACGGACGCCUGGCAAGGUCACUACGAGACGUAUCUUGUGAGACGAGAACGACUUAACAGCUACUGUAUUUGUUGGUACUGGUGGUGGGGAUGUUCGUAUUUUCGGCACUACUGGGAGACAUAUUAUACCUACGAAUACAGAUGUAGUGCAGGGUGGUUUCACAAUGGUGACCAGAAUUGCAAUCGUCCUAUCUGCAGCCCAGACUGCGCCAACGGCGGGACUUGUACUAGCCCAAACCAGUGCAGCUGUCCUUCUACUUCACAAGGGCCUUAUUGCCGGAAAUUGACUUGUUCCUAUGCGAGACCGUGCUACCCCGGAGAAUGCCUUGAUGACGUCUCGUGCAGGUGUUCAGAAGGAUUUUCGUUGAACAGCACCUCCAACGGAUGCACGAACUUCAUUGAAAGCGAAAAACGCCUUCAACCUCAGAUUGUUCAAUCGAACGUCAGCAUCAAAAACAUCCGUCGAUUCGACAAUAGAAUAAAUUUCAUGUUUGUGUUGGAGAUUUUGGAUGUGAACUCGUCAUUAGUCUGGAGCAACCAGCGGGAGUUUAACAACCUCAAGUUCGAAAUGAAGGCAUUGUUUGAUGGCAUUGACAACCUUCCAAAUCGCCCUAAUUACGUUCACGAAAAUAAAAUCGGAAUUGUACAGAAUAUCAUCACUGCUAAUGUCAGCAAAAUUCCGCGAAGAGGAUCAGUGCGCGAUUCUGGCUCGUUUAAGGAAUAUGCGUGUCAAGGCGUGGCUAGAAACAGCCCAAAGGAGGAGUCCGCUACCUGCGUCAUCGAUGAUGACCAGUUUGUGACUCUUAUUGAACACGGAGAUUGGCUCACAGUUCAAUUUCGGUCUACAAGCGGUGGCUUUCAGGAGCUUCGGAAUACUGAUCGACAAAGCGAACCUUACGCUACCAAAUAUUACAACGGGCUUUCGGUCAUCAAAACGGUUGAGUUUCGGUUCGACUUCAUAGCCCCGAUACACUGCUCAGAAGAUGAUAAAAGAACCUGUCCAACUAAUGAUACUAUUCUUGACAUACCGGACGUUUAUACGAAGAACCCUAUCAGACCGCGUUGGCUAGGCUGGACGGACGAACUGUCUGGGGUAGGUGAAUACUACAUGGAAGUGUUUAAGCUUGGGCCAAACAGAGACGAACGUCUGGUUGAGACGACUCCUUUAAACCCCGAGUUCUUUGCAACUAUACCCCAUACUAACGGCACUAUUCAGUACCCGGAAUACAGGCCAUCGGCUCCUGGGAUGUACAGCGUCCUUUUGGAGGUCCGUGACUUCUCCAACAACUCUCGGAUUGCUCGCCGGUUUGUGUUGUACGACGCCACCUCCUCAAUAUCUCUGAACAACAAGACCGCCAAACUGUACGUGUCGUCUGCUGUUGAGGAGACCGGAUACACCUGGCAGACACCGGCGGCAACAGGUAAUCAAGUGACAGUCAGUGUCGCUUGGCCGAAUUAUUUUGUCAACCACGUACAUGAAGAUGGUCUUUUCCUCGGGGAAAUCGAGCAUUAUCCGAUUCAGUUCAAAGAGAUACAAGAUGACGGAGUACUGUUCAGUCAAAAAUAUGUAGCGGAUGUUCUAGACGACAAUGUAGAGCCUCGAACCCGAAGGGCGAUAUCGAACUUUCACGGUAUAGUCAAGUACGAGAUCUUCUGGGGGUCAACAGUAGAUACAAGGGAACCCACAUCCGGUUGGGAAAUCAUACCACUGAAAGAGUCGUUUACUGCAACCAGAAUAUUAGCUGACGGUGACACGUUGCGUGUUUGGAUUCGGGCGACGGACAUCAUCGGCAACACUAAGGCCGACAGCACCGUGGUCACAAUAGACGGUACGCCACCAAUCCUACAGACAAACCAUCCUGGGAAAGACUACGGUCUGAAACGGAACAUAGCAGAUGGACCAUACAACUUUAGCUCCAAAAUCACGUUUGCAGCGUCGGAUAGCAGCAGUGGAGUCCAUAAGAUCGGUUUCAAGGCUAUUGUGAAGACGCAGUCUGGAGAAACCAAGGCGAUGUACAGCAAUUUUACAGCCGCCAACAUGCAAGAAGACCUUUCGAGCGCGUUUUGCAAGAUAGUAGAUCGCGUUUGUUUCUUGCCCGACCAGACCCUCUACCUGGAUAACUGCUGGCUGACCGUUACCAAGUCUGACCUUGACACGGCCACCGCCAUGAUGGAGGUCACUGUCUAUAACCAGGCCAUGCUAUAUACUUCCACCAUGUUCGAUAUUGGUCCAAUAAACAACCUGCAAGGGCUGGAGAAAUACAACGGGCCCCAGAAUCUUCGAGUUGUCAACAAGACCCCGACUGGUUUCAGAAUUGAGUGGGACCUACCUUCACGAGAGUCCUGCUACGGAAGGGCGGACAUUGUGAUAAUCCUGUCUCGCAAAAACUCAAACGGUCAGGAGGUGCUCCACACAUUCUAUACGCCGGGCACCAGCAUGUUUUUUGACAUUCUGGGUCUCACUCCGGAAACGGAGUACACUCUGGGGCUGAACAUUCAAUCACAGGGAGGAAGUGCUCAGAAAACGGAUCUAGCAGUGACGGCAAGAACAGAGAAGCAAGAGAGUGGUGGUGUCUCAAUAGGUGGUAUUAUUGGAGCCGUUAUAGGAGUUUUGGCUGUUGUUGCCAUCGUUGUCUUUGUAAUGGUGAUACUCAUCCGCCGUGGUGUGAUUCGACCUGCUGAACGCGCGCGUGAGGUCGGGCGAAGGAUAUCUCGGCGGGUUCGUCAAAGCCGAAUGUUCGGAGGCGAGACACACAGCAAUCCGUCUUAUAGUGAACAGCGGGCGGGGUCAAUGGCCGCCGAGGAACUUUACCUGUACGGUGGCAUGGACACGUACGCAUCGAAGUCAGUCCUAAGUCGCAAGGAUAUUGUGUUCGAGUCUGUCAUCAAGUCCGGGCACUUUGCUAACAUCUACAAAGCCAAGUACCAGGGAAAAACUGUGGUGGCUAAAACACUGAAAGAGAACUACGCAACCAAUGACGAGUUCCUUAUGAAGGCGAAGAUAAACUUCUCAUCAGAGAAAGUUGGGGACCAUCCCAACGUGUUAAAGUAUUUGGGAUCCGUCCUUGAUGACACGAACAUGGGACCUUUCAUCCUGUAUGAGUACUGCGAGAACGGUACGUUGAAGGAGUACCUGGCUCAGCACAAGUCCAACGUUACCAUGGAGAUCCAGGAGACGCUCUUUCGCAUUGGACUCGAUAUCGCCAAGGGCAUGGAGUACCUGGCUGGAAAAGGGAUAACUCACCGGCGCCUGGCGGCACGCAACAUCCUGAUGACCUUCUUGAACGAAGUUAAGAUCUACGGCUUCGGACCACAACCGGAAGAAGAAGGUGACGGGGAUGCAGAGAGCGGUAAAAAGGAGAGAAUUCCAAUCAAGUGGAUGGCGCCCGAGUGUAUGUCGUCAACGAAAAAUGCAGACGAGAAAAGUGACGUGUGGUCGUUUGGCGUGGUCCUUUGGGAAGUUUUUACUCUGGGAGAGUCUCCGUACGAUAACGUGAGAAGCCGAGACCUGCCAGACAGAUUGAAGAAAAAUGUUCGUCUGCAUAAACCGGAACACUGUGAUGACGUGUGGUACGGCGUGAUGACCAAAUGCUGGGCGUUUCAGUCGAAGAAGCGACCAACGUUUGCUGACAUCAGAACGGAGCUGGACACUAUGUUUGUUGCCUCUCCUGGAGAUGACUACUACUACUAUAAACGCUAACAAAGUUCUAUACUUUGUGAACGAGUACUUCUAUUUUUAAAACAUUUUGUUAUGCUUAAGUAUGUGAAAUGUGUGGACUUUUAUAAGUUUGUUACUUAAUUUGGAUUUAGCUUACUGUGGCGCAUAGGAUUCUCUUCAUGUCUGCAAUUUAUAUUUCUGCCUUAUUACGUAAUCACUUAUAGUGACACUAGAAUAAAAUAUAUAGCAGAAUAA
This is a messenger RNA of Dreissena polymorpha, 4144 nucleotides long. RefSeq lists its product as uncharacterized. The transcript is spliced from 29 exons. The coding region runs from base 176 to 3931 and encodes 1251 amino acids. Gene Ontology annotation, biological process: protein phosphorylation; cell surface receptor protein tyrosine kinase signaling pathway; positive regulation of kinase activity. The record is from RefSeq and is a predicted model, not a curated record. Gene Ontology annotation, molecular function: protein binding; transmembrane receptor protein tyrosine kinase activity; ATP binding. Gene Ontology annotation, cellular component: signaling receptor complex. Lineage: Eukaryota; Metazoa; Mollusca; Bivalvia; Myida; Dreissenidae.